This is a messenger RNA of Sebastes umbrosus (honeycomb rockfish), 2138 nucleotides long. It is a transcript of the gene dnajc1, whose product is annotated as DnaJ (Hsp40) homolog, subfamily C, member 1. The record is from RefSeq and is a predicted model, not a curated record. The transcript has 12 exons. Lineage: Eukaryota; Metazoa; Chordata; Actinopteri; Perciformes; Sebastidae. The coding region runs from base 130 to 1677 and encodes 515 amino acids. Gene Ontology annotation, cellular component: endomembrane system.
GAAGAAGCAGAAACCGGAUGUUCCGGUGGUGUCGGAGCAGAGCAGCAGAGUCUCUAAUCACAGACCCAGAACCAGAACCAGAACCAGACCCAGAACCUGAACCUGCUCUGCUCUGCUCCGGGUGAACUGAUGGGGUCCCUGCUGGUCCUGCUGAGCCUGCUGGUCUCUCUGGUCCCUCUGGCAGCCUGGGACCUGGGACCGGAUCUGGAGCUGCUGGACCUGGUGGAGGAGAUCCAGAUCAACUUCUACACCUUCCUGUCCCUGGACCAGGAUGCGUCUCCAGCAGAGAUAAAGAAGGCGUAUCGACGGCUGUCUCUCUCUCUGCAUCCUGACAAGAACAAAGAUGAAAAUGCUGAAACUCAGUUCAGACAGCUUGUGGCCAUUUAUGAAGUCCUGAAGGACGAAGAGAGACGACACAGGUAUGAUGACAUCCUGGAAAACGGGCUUCCUGAUUGGCGGCAGCCGGUCUUCUACUACAGACGAGUGAGGAAGAUGAGUAAUGCUGAGCUGGCCUUCCUCGUCUUCCUCAUCCUCACUGUGGGACACUACGCUGUUAUCUGGUCCAUCUACCUGGAGAAACAGCUGGACGAGCUGCUGAGUAAGAAGAAAAAGGAGAAGAAAAAGAAGCUGAGCUCCAGACCUCCAGAGGAGCUCAGGUGUAUUGGCCAGGACCGGACCGAAAGAGUUCACGAUCGUCCACACUGGCAGGACAUCCUCCCUCUGAAGCUGAGCAUCUGGCUCUAUCUGUCCAUCAAGAACCUGCCCCAGACUGUCCAGGAGGUGAAGCAGUACUAUGAGGACUACCAGCAGAUGAAACAGCAGCAGAGAGAAGAAGCUGAAGCUGAACAGGAAGUUGUCCCCAGAGAGAAGAGGCCGAAGGUCAAGAAGCCCAAGGUGGAGUUUCCUGUUUAUGAGCUAUCAUCAGAGAACCCGACCUGCCAGAGCUACGACCAGGACACGUCCAUCGAGGACAUCGAGGACCAGAUGGACGACUGGCUGCAGGACCGCAGAGCUGCCAAGAAGAAGGCUUCAGACUGGACGGAGGACGAGCUCAGCCUCCUCAGUAGGUUGAUGGUUAAAUUCCCUGGAGGAACUCCGGGUCGCUGGGAGAAGAUCGCUCAUGAACUGGGAAGAUCGGUGACCGAUGUGACGACUAAAGUCAAACAGGCGAAAGACAACGUGAGCCACACCUCAGGUCUGGUGAAGCUGUCAGAUCUGAAGGGACAUCCUCUUCCUGUGAGGUCACUUCCUGUUGCUGACAGGCUGAUGACUCAGAGAGAGGGGGCAGCCUGUGAGGAGGAGCAGGAGGAGCAGGAGGAGGAGGAGGAGGAGGAGGAUGAAGCAGCUCCGGCGAUCAGGAGGAGGAACAGGAAGUCAGCAUCAGGCGGGGGGGAGGUGAAAGUCAGAGGUCGUCGGCAGAGAGAUUUUGACCCGACGGCGGGGGUGGAGGAGGAGGAGGCGGAGCCUCAGGAGAACAGGGAGAAGGCGGACCCCGCCAUCUGGACUCAGAACCAACAGAAACUGCUGGAACUCGCUCUGCAACAGUUCCCCAGAGGAACCGCAGAGCGCUGGGACCGCAUGGCCAAGGUGGUCCCUGGGAAGACCAAGGAGGAGUGUAUGAUUCGUUAUAAGAUGUUGGCGGAGCUCGUUCAGAAGAAGAAACAGGCUAAAAGCUGAUUAAAGGUCGUGACCCCUGACCGGCUGUGACCUCUGACCUCCUGCUCCGCUAAGCCCCUCCCCCCUUGGUUACUGUUGCUAGGCCCAGUAUGUCAAUACGACUAUUAAAGGAGAUCCCGUCAGACAGGAAGGACAACAGGAAGCGGGCCGAGUGCCUCUGGCUGACGUGUGAUUGGACGGUGGCUGCUUGAGGGCGGGGCUUAGCGAGAUGUUUUUAGUGUCUGUCCAGGUGAGCUGCCUCUGGAUCGGACUGAACUCUGACCUGUUUAGUUUCUGUGUGACGUGGCGUCUCACCUUCUCAGGUGUUUUAUAACGGAGGUGUCAAAGGAAGCAGGAAACCAGUCGGAACCCGCCUGACCUCUGACCUCUGACCUCAUCGUCUCAUGUGCCUUAGCUCUGUUCAGCAUGCUGUCAAUCAACCUCUGUUCAACUAAUCAAUAAAAAGUAUUUAUUAUCUCUGA